Caenorhabditis sp. 36 PRJEB53466 is the source of this 787-nucleotide messenger RNA. Lineage: Eukaryota; Metazoa; Nematoda; Chromadorea; Rhabditida; Rhabditidae. The record is from the annotation of a GenBank genome assembly.
AUGGACCCGGAUCCGUUCGAAAACGUGCGGGUUACCGUGCCUGAUGGCUACAAGUACCUUCGACCGAUCAACGAAGUUAUGGUCACUAUGGUGGGCAAACCGAUCACUCCGAGUCUUGUAUACUUUGUGCAAGGACUCAAUCCGAACGAUGAAUAUGUGAUGAAGCUGAGACUGAAAUGUUUGGACGAUUGUGUGUAAGUCUGGAAGCCUACAAUAGCGUUUGAUUUUGAGAAGAACAUUUGUACGACCACGUUCAGGAGUACUGUAACUUCUAUGCUACAGCAAACAAAUGCAAUUUUCAGAACGUCCUGCAAAAAGGAUGCAUGCGCUUUCAACUGGCCGUCGCUCGCCAAUCGGGAACACGCGAGUAGGCCCGGAACCGGACAGUUUUGGAUGGAAAACCACAUAGACAUGAGCGAGGUGACCGUGACCAGAUCGAGAAAUCGGGCGAACCGAGGCCUGUUCACAGUGCCAAAUCACACCUACGUGCCCAUUCUGACGCUCGUUCAUUGCCGAUCCGAGAAGACGUUGAAGAUAAAAAACGAGGAGCUGAAGUUCAAGGCGGUCAUAAAAAAGUAUCAGAACGAGUGGAUUCGAGCCGUGAAAAGCCGUAAGCUGUGGGAUAAAUUGGCGCAAUGCGGAUGUACGAUUCCACAGGAAUCGGAACGAUGCGUGAGAAGACAGAUCGAUGGAGACUGCGCGUUUCUGAAAGAGUUCGGAAUCAAUGUGAGGUGGAGAUCUCCCACUUUUCAGUUCGGUUUCUUUUUCAGGCCAGAACCAGACUUGA